Molecule: messenger RNA, 1305 nt
Organism: Pseudovirgaria hyperparasitica
Lineage: Eukaryota; Fungi; Ascomycota; Dothideomycetes; Acrospermales; Acrospermaceae
Product: histidinol-phosphate aminotransferase
Exons: 3
Coding region: 1-1305 (434 amino acids)
Biological process (GO): L-histidine biosynthetic process
Molecular function (GO): L-histidinol-phosphate:2-oxoglutarate transaminase activity; pyridoxal phosphate binding
Source: RefSeq, a predicted model, not a curated record
AUGACACACUCUAACUCCGCAUUCGAUCUGGAGAAGUGUGCCCGGCCAAACAUUCUACAUUUGCAACCAUACAGAUGUGCGAGAGAUGAUUACAAAGAUGACGGGACAAAUGUCCUCCUCGACGCGAACGAGAACGCAUAUGGCCCUGGGCUCGCUUUGAACAAAGCUGGAGGUGUUUUACAGCAGGCUAUGGAUGGGACACCAGUGCGGUCACUAGAUUUUGAUCUGCGUGGAUUGAACAGAUACCCAGAUCCACACCAAUCUACAUUAAAGCAGCUUCUAUGCAACCUCCGCAAUGCCAAGCUUCAUACAACAAAGACUCUCACCCCGGAGAAUCUAUUUGUAGGAGUUGGAUCUGAUGAAGCGAUCGAUGCGUUGCUGCGCUGUUUUUGCGCUCCAGGCAAGGACAAGAUUCUUACAUGCCCGCCAACCUACGGCAUGUAUGCCGUAUCGGCACAAGUCAAUGAUGUCUCCAUUGUGAAUGUGCCCUUGAUAGCAUCAGAAAACUUUGCACUGGAUGUCCAAGGCAUUAAACAGGCAUUAUCCGAAGAUUCAACCAUCAAGCUCGUAUAUUUAUGUACUCCAGGCAACCCUACCGGCGCAACUCUACCGAAGUCCGCAAUCAUGGAAAUUGUCCAUCAUCCCACUUGGAACGGCAUAGUAGUCCUCGACGAAGCGUACAUUGAUUUCUCUCCACCAGAAGCUUCUCUAGCAGAAUGGGUUCUCGAAGUUCCUAAUCUUGUUGUAAUGCAGACGCUGAGCAAAGCGUUCGGCCUCGCUGGCAUACGGCUCGGUGCUGCAUUCACCUCCACUCCCAUUGCGCGCCUUCUGAACUCUCUGAAAGCUCCCUACAACAUUUCCAGUCCAACCUCGCAGAUAGCUACAGCUGCGCUCAGUCCCGAGCAUCUGCAAGUCAUGCAAGAGAACAGAGAGAAGAUCAUGAUCCAGAGAGAGCGGCUAUUGAGAGAGAUGCCAAAAAUCGCUGGUGUCGGCCGGUUUCUUGGGGGGACAGACGCAAAUUUUCUUCUUGUCGAAAUGCUAGAUGGGCCAGAAGGGAAGCCCUCAAACGUCACGGCACAAGGCGUUUAUGAAGCCCUGGCGGAGCAGAAAGGUGUGGUUGUUCGUUUCAGAGGAAAGGAGCACGGGUGCACAGGUGCAUUGAGAAUCACGGUUGGGACUGAGCAAGAGGUGGACCGGUUUCUAGUGGAGUUGAAAAGUGUCCUGAGCAGCAUUCACAACACCGGAAGCAAAGUCAGUGGCGAUCAAGAAGAGAAAGAGCAAGCUGCCAAUGAUGUGGUAGCUUAG